GACACGAUGUUCCUAUGUUGGCAGUGUAGACCAUGAGAUACUGUUUCUUUUUUCUUGGCACAGUUCCAAAGGUUCCCUGCACCAAGGAUCAGAAGGAGAUCUACAAGAAACUCAUGCAACUUAAGACUAGAAUAGACCUCCUGUGCCGUCCCUGCUCCUGGGACUGGAUACUUUUCCAUGGAAAUUGUUACUUUUUCUCCAUAACUAAACGUAACUGGAAUGAUUCUCUCACUGCUUGCAAGGAAGUAGGGGCCGAACUAAUCACCAUUGAGAGUGAGGAGGAGCAGGCCUUUCUACAGAAGAUGCAGUUAAUUAGAGGCGAUCUCUGGAUUGGGCUGUCAGACAUAAAACAGGACAGCUCAUGGCAGUGGGUGGAUGGUUCACCUCUGUCACCAAGCUUUAACAGCAAAUAUUGGGCCUCAUGGGCAACUGAAGAUGAUUCAGAGAAAGACUGUGCAGAACUGACAAAUGAUGGCUGGAAUGACAAAAACUGUUCUUCAAAGAAUUUCUGGAUCUGCAAGAAGUCACCCGUAUCCUGCUCCAACAACUGAUGGUCAGGUCCUUCCCUCAGUCCUUGCCACUCCAACCUCCCUAGAAAGUGACCAGACUUUACCUAUACUUGUGCUGAUCACUUUUCCUUACUUGCAGGCAAGGAGCUCUUAACAGUAGCUCUGCUGUUGUCUUCUGUCAUGUCCUUCAUCGUCUCAGGUGCUGAUUCAUUGCUGCCUUUCCUCAAAUAUCUCCAGACCCCACUUGGCUAAGUUUGUGUUCUGGCCUUUUUUUGCAAUUUAAUACAAUGUCUAACUGUGAUGUAUCCUCAGGGACUAUGUUUAAAAUAAAAAUGCUGUUUUCCUUGCUGAGAUUA
This is a messenger RNA of Grammomys surdaster, 865 nucleotides long. RefSeq names its product CD209 antigen-like protein A. The record is from RefSeq and is a predicted model, not a curated record. NCBI's taxonomy places the organism in Eukaryota, Metazoa, Chordata, Mammalia, Rodentia, Muridae. The transcript has 4 exons. The coding region runs from base 33 to 551 and encodes 172 amino acids.